GAAACUAGCAUAGAGACAUAGAAAUCAAAGGAAGCCUGUGUUGUGGUCACACCGGGAGCAUGAUUGACUUUUCCCUGGGUGUCCUGGGCACCACUGUCUCUAGUGAUAAAGUCAGCACUGAUGGUCACGAACCCUCAAAUUUAAUCAGCACUGACCUUCGUUUGAAGAGAACCGGCUUCAUGACUGAGCACUUCAUAAAGCCGCCAGUGAACAUAACAUUCAUAUUCCCCUGUCACAUCAGCAUCCAUCAAGUUACAGCUUAUCCCUCUAUCGGCCAACAGCAAUCACUUCAGUUUGAGAUCUUUGCAGCAGCUAAGCCCAUUUCUAAGGCUAUGAGAGAAGGCAAAAAGUUGGACAAAGUUCUGAACAACCCUUCUUCAGUGAGAUCUGAGACUCCUCCAUUUUUCUACAACUUGGCUAAAAUGUCUGUUUCCAAUAGUGCACAGAUGUGUUUUUACAAUCCAAAUUCAAAUGCAAAUGUUCAGCACCAAAGCAGUAAUAUUCCACUUCCUGCAUCUUUUGAAAACAAAGCUGUUCUGCGUCAUUCUAAAAAGGAACUUCUGACGGCAUGUAGUCACUUGUGUGUUCGAAUCACCCAGACUCGCUCAGGCUCCACAGCUUGCUUGAGCAAUAUAGCCAUCUGGGGUGUGCCUUCACAUUCCUUGUCAAAUGUCAUCAGAGCUCAGAUUCAGAACAAAUAUAACUCAAUAUUUUCUUCUUCAACAAAAUGUGGGGCCUCAGCCUCUGGUAACAAUGGCCAGACAUCUGAUGUCAAACAACUAAAAUCAAAUCCUCACUCUGUGGAUGCACAGGCCACAAACUCUCAGGAACUCGACAUCCCUGAGGACUUUGUUGACCCUAUCACAUGUGAAGUAAUGGCUGUCCCAAUGUUGCUGCCGAGUGGGAAGAAUGUUGACAUGGGUACCUUAGACAGAUUCUUUAAAAGUGAAGCUUCAUUUGGACGAAAACCGCGAGAUCCUUUCACUGGGGUUGAAUUCACAGAUUCAUGUAGGCCCCUUCCAAAUGGUGCGUUGAAGAUAAGAAUAGACCAUUACCUACUGAAGCACAGUCAAGAUGCAGCUGUUGCUUCUGUAGCAAGGACUGUUGGUACAGCAAAAUCAUAUACCAAGAAAGCAACUGGGGGAAAGAGUUGUGUAAGUGUAAGCUCACUGGCUCCUCCAGCACACAAACCGCGUGUUGGGGAAGACCAGCCAGUGAUGGAAAUGAAAAGGAAAAGCUAUGUCUCAUCAGCAACACCACCUAGUGUCAUUCCAAAGAAAAAAGCCAAGACUGAAUGUCUUCCCUUUCCUAAGGGAGAUCAUCAUACUGAGCAUGUGUCAACCUCCAGUAAUGAAAGGUCGCGCAAAGUUUUCGUAUCCAGUCCCAGCUCGGAUUUGCUUGAGAGCCAUGAGAGCCGCCUCAAAGACAGUCUUGAUAGUGCUCUCCAAGCAAUGCUUGGUCAAAUAAGUUCAUCUCCCAGCUCAUCACGUACCAACAGUGACAUGGAUGCUGAAUCCAACAGUUGUUCGUUGUGCCAAAAACCUGUUACUUCGUCCUGCGUGGCGUACGGGACUCCUUGUUCUCACAUAGUUUGCCGUAAUUGUUUAACACAAGCAUUAUCUAAAACCAUCAAGUGUCCCUCAUGCGGUAAUACUUAUCUCAAAGCUGAUGUUAUUAGAGUACACAAUGCCAGUACUGUAUAGUAUAGAGGUAUGUCUACCCUUUGGUCUCUCUCUCUCUCUCUCUCCCUCUCUCUCUCUCUUUCUCUCCAUCUCUCUCUCCCGCCCUCAUUCUCUCUCUCUACAUCUAUAUACAUGUAUAUAUUAUGUGUAUUAUUAUGAACAUGAUGUAUUUAUGGUCAGUGUCAUUCUACAAUUGGCCAAAUCAAUUUUUUUAAUUUCCAGGUAAAGCUGUAGUUCAAAUAAAGACAUCAUGGGGUAUCUCAUAA
Molecule: messenger RNA, 1948 nt
Organism: Aplysia californica (California sea hare)
Lineage: Eukaryota; Metazoa; Mollusca; Gastropoda; Aplysiida; Aplysiidae
Product: RING finger protein 37
Exons: 2
Coding region: 60-1703 (547 amino acids)
Biological process (GO): protein polyubiquitination
Cellular component (GO): nucleus
Molecular function (GO): ubiquitin-ubiquitin ligase activity; structural constituent of myelin sheath; ubiquitin protein ligase binding
Source: RefSeq, a predicted model, not a curated record